UUUCCGACAAAUGACGUCAUUGCCGCAUGAGCGCGAAGAGGAAGCGUUUUACCCACGUUGCGUGACAAAGGCAGGACAACUAUUUGGAACGGUGCUGGUAUUUACUCGAUUGUUUUAAAUUUGAUUGCACUGUGAACACUUAAAAAUGAGUUAUGGUCGAGGACCACCCGAUAUUGAGGGGAUGGCAUCCCUCAAAGUGGACAAUUUAACCUACAGAACGACGCCGGAAGAUUUGCGGCGUGCCUUUGAAAAAUAUGGCGACGUUGGAGAUGUGUACAUUCCCCGCGACAGAUUUACUCGUGAAAGUAGGGGAUUUGCCUUUGUACGAUACUACGACAAACGUGAUGCGGAAGAUGCGCUUGAGAGUAUGGACGGCGCUAUCAUGGAUGGGAGGGAACUGAGAGUCCAGAUGGCGAGAUACGGACGUCCCAACGAGUCCCACCGAAGUAGGGCACCACCUCGCCGAAGCUAUGGGUAUGGACGGUCUCGGCGGUCAAGGUCCCGAUCUCGUUCUAGAUCAAGAGGAAGAAGAUCAAGGUCACGAUCAAGGAGGAGGCGUAGUAGGUCACGAUCCCGCAGUCACUCCAGGUCAAGGAGCUACAGUCGCAGUCGUAGCAGGAGCAAAAGCAAGAGCAUAAGUCGCAGCAGAAGCAGAUCAAGGGAUGCCUCUAAAUCUCCAUCAAGGUCGCCAAGUCACAGAAAUCAUGAUGACAACGCCGGUGACGACUGAGCUAAAAGUCUUGAUAUCAUCAAUAUUGAAUGAAAGAAUGAUGACCGGCAUAGCUUAUCCUUUCCAUGUUGACUGGCUGAGCACAUACUGUCAUUCAAGCCGAUCAUGUGACAAUGAAAGGUUACUAUUUUAUAGAUACAUUCAUCCCCAUAUGUAGUAAAAUCGCUCAUUUUAUUAAAAGAUCGUUGCUCAGUCAAACUAAACAGUGGAAUUUAUAUUGUGGAGAAAAAAGUGUUCCAAUAUCAUUUUGUGAUUUCAGAAAAUCAUGCUUGGAGUUUUAUUUUCAAGUUGAGAAAUCAAAUGACUGAUUAAAACAUGCAUGUACCUGUAUUUUAAGCAAUGUGAAAACACUUUUGAGAAGGAAACUCCUUUGAACUAUUUUAGUAUUGUGCAACUCAUGAUAGACACAUUUUAUUGUAAAUAAAUCAUUCAGUCGUUUCCAUUAACACAUGAUUUCUUCUAUUUCACAUGUGCUGUAGGAGCAGUAAGGUGUUAGUUAUGCUGUGUGCUGAAUACAGCUGAGAAAGAGGGGCUUGCAGAGUGUACUGCCAGGGGUUCGAAAUCCUGCCGAAGCAGUUGCUGUAUUUGCUCUGCAGUCCGGAGUGUUGCUGGUCAUGCUCGGGUGGCAGAUCCUGUUAGCUGUUUCUUCUUGCCUCCAGAUUUUUUUUUUCAAAUCAAAAAAAUUAAGACGAGAUAAAACAAUAACAACUUCUGUUAAUGUGGAAAAGAAUAUCACAUUCAUACAUAGACAACAACAAAAUCAGUGUUGUGAUUAAAUAAUUCCUAUGCGUUUAAAAAUUUUGUAAUGAAUUUUGAAGAAUCUGCGAGAGCUUGUUGAAUACCAAAAACUUAAGGGGAAUAAAACAAGAACAAUGUGUUUAUUAACUGCAGCAUAUUCCAUCAAGAAUAAAC
Molecule: messenger RNA, 1642 nt
Organism: Mizuhopecten yessoensis (Yesso scallop)
Lineage: Eukaryota; Metazoa; Mollusca; Bivalvia; Pectinida; Pectinidae
Product: serine/arginine-rich splicing factor 2-like
Exons: 2
Coding region: 146-730 (194 amino acids)
Molecular function (GO): RNA binding
Source: RefSeq, a predicted model, not a curated record